Linepithema humile (Argentine ant) is the source of this 567-nucleotide messenger RNA. Lineage: Eukaryota; Metazoa; Arthropoda; Insecta; Hymenoptera; Formicidae. The record is from RefSeq and is a predicted model, not a curated record.
AAUCGUACAUAAUUAUUAAAAUUUAGCGAAAAUUCUCGUAUACAAUACCAAUUCUAUAUAAAGAUGGAAAAUUAUGAGAAUGGAAAUACAUUUCAGUGUGACAUGUGUUUGUUCAAAUGUAUUUCGUAUUAUCGAUUAAUGCAACAUUACAUUCGCAAUCAUAAACAAGACCCAUACUUCAGGAUUACAUGUGUUCAACCUGGUUGCGGUGCUACAUUUAAGAAAUGGAAAUCUUUUCGCCAGCAUUUAUUUAGAAAACAUCCUACUGCAUCUCCCACUUUAAAUGAGGUAACCCAGCAAAUUGAAGAUGAAAAUCAGUUAAGUCAUGCCAGUAUAAUACAUGAUGAAUCAUUUGAAGAUGAAAGUCAAGAACCAACAUUAGAAACAGCUACAGAACGUUUACAAUGGCACGUCGCACAUUUUCUUGUAAACAUUCGAGAAAAAUGUAAAAUGUCUCAUACGGCUAUUGAGCACAUCAUGGAUACAAUAACUCAUUUAUUGGACAUGUAUUCAGCGAUUAUAGUAGUUGGUUAUAAUUAUUAUCUUGAAUGAUCUAUUUCUUUUAUA